Bombina bombina (fire-bellied toad) is the source of this 999-nucleotide messenger RNA. Its product is annotated as DDB1- and CUL4-associated factor 11-like. NCBI's taxonomy places the organism in Eukaryota, Metazoa, Chordata, Amphibia, Anura, Bombinatoridae. Gene Ontology annotation, biological process: proteasome-mediated ubiquitin-dependent protein catabolic process. Gene Ontology annotation, molecular function: protein binding. The record is from RefSeq and is a predicted model, not a curated record. Gene Ontology annotation, cellular component: Cul4-RING E3 ubiquitin ligase complex. The annotation marks the transcript as partial. The transcript has 10 exons.
CUCGCCCUCGGUUACUGGUCGGCCUAUCUCAUGCCAAUCACUUGGUGAGUCCUGGAAGCGGAAGCAGCAGAGGGACAUCUGAGCAGGAGAUGUAAACAGAAGUGAUGGAGCAUGGGAACGCGUAGUAGCAGCAGUGCAGGAGGUGGGGGAGCUCCUGGAGAUUCUCCUGAAGGUUCCAGAAGCAGUUUAGGGUCUCAAGGACCACAGGACGAUGAUGAGGAGGAGAACGUUGACCUGGCGCAGGUACUGGCGUAUCUUCUGCGCAGAGGGCAAGUGCGCCUUGUACAGGGUGGGAGCCCUGCCAGUUUACACCUGGUCCAGUCUCUGUCCGAUUCUGACGAUGACAACGACAGUGCUUGGGAGGGCUGUCUGGGGGACCGCUACAGCCCCCCUGUUGAUCCAACACCAGACACUGCUGUUCUAGAUCAGAACCAGAUCAGAACUCAGGUUCUGCUAGCAUCAGGGAGACUUGGAACACAGAAUGAGCAGAGCAUAACGCGCUUGCUUCUAGAGAGGGAGAGAGGAAGAUGUAGAUUUUCCCCUGGUGAACGAUCCCGGGUAACAUCUAACUUCCUACCAAACCAUGUGUGUGCCACAGACUCGUACUCCCAGAAGGCUUUUUGUGGCGUGUACUCCCCUGACGGAACAAUCUUUAUGUCAGCCUGCCAGGAUCAAAAUAUACGUCUGUAUGAUUGUCGUCAUGGUUCCUUUAAGAAGUUCAGGACAGUGAAGGCUCGCGACGUUGGUUGGAGUGUUCUGGAUUUGGCAUUUACCCCAGAUGGUGGACAUUUCCUUUACUCGAGCUGGUCUGACUACAUUCAUGUCUGUAACAUAAAUGGUGAAUCAGAGAUGCACACAGCGCUGGAUCUCAGCCCAUCAGAACGACGAUUUGCUGUUUUCUCCUUAACUGUCUCCUCUGACGGAAGGGAAGUUCUUGGCGGAGCUAAUGACGGGUGUGUGUAUGUGUACGACCGGGAGCAGAAUCUCAGAACGCUCAAG